AUGGGAGUGCUAAGGAUCCAGCAUGGCUUUGUUGGGUCCAGUGGAACAUCACAGGUGGUGUUCACGUUCCUUUUGAUUCCGUGUUGCUUGACUGUGGAUUUCAGAGCACCCCCUAUCUUCCCAAAUACUCCUUUUCUCUGGACCUGGAAUGCCCCAACUGACGUUUGUGCUGAGAAGUUUAAUGUGUCACUAGAUCUGAGCCUCUUCUCUUUAGUAGGAAGCCCCCGAGUAAAUGUCACAGGACAAAAUAUUACGUUAUUUUAUAGUGAUAGACUUGGCUACUAUCCUUAUAUAGAAGCAAAGACAGGCAAACUUGUGAAUGGAGGACUCCCCCAGUCGGGAUCCUUACCAGGUCAUUUGGAGAAAGCUAAGGCUGACAUUUCCUAUUACAUUCCAACAGACCACGUGGGCUUGGCUGUCAUUGACUGGGAAGAGUGGAGGCCUACCUGGGUAAGAAACUGGCAAGCUAAAGAUAUUUACAGGCAGCAAUCUAUUUUGCUGGUUCAGGAAGAAAAUGCACAACUUAACCUCACCGAGGCCACCAAGACAGCCAAAACAAUGUUUGAAAAGGCAGGAAAGAGUUUCAUGCUAGAGACUUUAAAACUUGGAAAAUCACUUAAGCCAAAUCACUUAUGGGGUUUUUAUCUUUUCCCUGAGUGUUACAAUCAUUAUAAAGGAUCCGAUUACAAUGGAAGUUGCUAUGAUAUAGAAAAGAUAAGAAACGAUGGACUUGACUGGUUGUGGAACGAAAGCACUGCCCUUUACCCAGCCAUUCACUUGAAUAUCAAAUUAAAGUCUUCUCCACUAGCUGCACUCUUUGUCAGGAAUCGUGUUCAGGAAGCCAUUCGAGUUUCUAAACUUCCCAGUGCUGAAAGUCCACUUCCCAUCUUUACAUAUACACGCCUAGUUUUUUCUGAUAAGCCUUCAGAAUAUCUUUCUCAGCAAACUUGCACGGCCUUAGACAAUCACAUGAAGACCACACUGAAUCCUUACAUUAUCAACGUCACCCUAGCAGCCAAAAUGUGUAGCCAAGUGCUUUGCCAGGAGAAAGGGGUGUGUACAAGGAAACAUUGGAAUUCAAGUGACUAUCUUCACCUGAACCCAAAGAAUUUUGCUAUUCAAACUGGGGAAAAUGGAAAAUACACAAUACAUGGGCAACUCACACUCGAAGACCUGCAGCAAUUUCCCCAAAAAUUCUAUUGCACCUGUUAUGCCAACACCAGUUGUGAAGAGAGAGAUGAUAUAAAAAACAUUGGUGCUGUCAAUGUAUGUGUUACUAACGAUAUUUGUAUAGAUGGCUUUUUAAACUCAAAACCCGGCCGUAAAACCCUGAAAGGUGGCCUCUGUGCAUACCUGGUGGAAAAGAUCAUCCUUAUCUCCAAAGACAAGAGACGUCAAGAAGAAUUCAAACCCACAGGCUUUGCUGUUUCCCCUGGCUUACUGCACCCACCUCACACUCCUUAA
Equus quagga is the source of this 1464-nucleotide messenger RNA. RefSeq names its product sperm adhesion molecule 1 (gene SPAM1). The record is from RefSeq and is a predicted model, not a curated record. Gene Ontology annotation, cellular component: acrosomal vesicle. Gene Ontology annotation, biological process: hyaluronan catabolic process; carbohydrate metabolic process; fusion of sperm to egg plasma membrane involved in single fertilization. The transcript is spliced from 3 exons. Lineage: Eukaryota; Metazoa; Chordata; Mammalia; Perissodactyla; Equidae. Gene Ontology annotation, molecular function: hyalurononglucosaminidase activity. Bases 1 to 1464 code for a protein of 487 amino acids.